AUGCCAUCGAUACAGUGCGAUGGUGUUGCGGUUGCCGUGUGGUUUCAAAAUCGGCGAGCGAAAUGGCGCAAAAAAGAAAAAACCAUGGGACGUGACCCGAGUUAUAUGCAUGUUGGUCAAGAUAUGAACGAUUUGCCUCUUGCUCCACCAUUGAUGCACAAUCCAUCUACUCCAACUGCAGGAUUUCCAUGGUACAUGCCAUCUGUAUUUUCACCUUGGAUGUCACCGGCAAAUACUUCGAAAAUACCAGCACCUCUUCAAGCUGCACUACUGUCUCAAUACAUGGGAUUGUCAUCCUUAAAUUCUCUUCUUCCUGUUGGUUUCAACUCAACCGGUGUACUAGGCCAUUCACAGCUUCAGCACCAGCCCCAGCAGCAACCGCAACAUCAACGUGAUCAGCUGAAUUCACAGCUUCAGCAAAUUCAUCCGCUGCUUUUGGAUGUGCAGAACAUUCCGCAAAAUUUAAGUUCCAAACAUGAUCGCGAUGAUGAUUCAACAUCAUCCGAGGAUGAAAUAAGAAGGCAGAAUAUGACCGAUUUGUCACUUGAUCCUCCGGUGGUGCAUAAUCCAUCUACUCCAUCUACAGGAUUUCCAUGGUACAUGCCAUCUGUAUUUUCACCUUGGAUGUCACCGGCAAAUACUUCGAAAAUACCAGUACCUCUUCAAGCUGCACUACUGUCUCAAUACAUGGGAUUGUCAUCCUUAAAUUCCCUUCUUCUUGUUGGUUUCAACUUAACCAGUGUACUAAGCCAUUUACAGCUUCAGCCCCAGCCCCAGCAGCUACCGCAACAUCAACGUGAUCAGCUAAAUUCAAAGCUUCAGCAAAUUCAUCCGCUGCUUUUGGAUGUGCAGAACAUUCCGCAAAAUUUAAGUUCCAAACAUGAUCGUGAUGAUGAUUCAACAUCAUCCGAGGAUGAAAUAAGAAGGCAGAGUGCUGAAGUAUUCAGGGUUAAAGCCGAAGAA
This is a messenger RNA of Cotesia congregata, 963 nucleotides long. Lineage: Eukaryota; Metazoa; Arthropoda; Insecta; Hymenoptera; Braconidae. The record is from the annotation of a GenBank genome assembly.